AUGUCGCAGCAGCUUGUUGAUAAUACUGGAGAAGGAGAAACCGUGUUCAGCGAUCGCGAACCUUACGAUCGCAAAAAGAGAUCCCUAAAAGUUCUUUGCGCCAAUUUCCUCAAGUUGUACGAUAGAGACGAGACUUGCCUGAUCGUACUGGAUGAAGCGGCUUCAGAAUUAGGAGCUGGACGACGUCGCUUAUAUGACGUGGUGAAUAUACUGGAGAGUGUUGGAAUUGUGAUAAAAAGUGGAAGGAAUCAAUACUUGUGGAAAGGUUAUGAAGCAAUUCCUCGGGUUUUAAAGGAACUUAAGGAAGAAAGCGUAAGGAAGACUAUCAGCCUUUCAGAUUCCAGAAACUCAGUCCAGGUUUCUUGUGAUGAUGAUGACAAUGGAGAUUCUGUGAAUGAAAAAAUUGAUGGGGAGGAAAAUUCUUCACUCUCAUGGAUAACUGCUAAAGUUAGACGAUUGUAUGAUAUUGCCAAUAUUUUAUCCUGUUUAAAUUUGAUUCAGAAGGCUAGUCACCCUAAAAGCAACAAAGCGGCAUUUAGGUGGGUGGGAUGGAGAGGAAAAGCUUUUAAUUCAUCUGGUAUUGCUUUGUAUGUGAAUGAUAUGCCAAACAAAAGAAAGUUUGGGACUGAGGUUACAAACAUGAACUCAAAGAAAAAGAAAGCUGAAGUGAAGCCGAACUCAAAGUCAGAGGAGAAGGAACCUUCACUGAUUGAAUAUUACAGAGAUAAUAUUCUGAAGGAAAUGGAGAAGCAAAACUCAGACCAGAGAACCAAAGGCAAGAUUGUUUUUGGUCCCUUUGCCCCCUCCACUAGUAUGGCUCCCAGACAAGUACAGGAUUCUGGAGAUAACAACCAUCAGCUCUCUUCUACCAAUACCCAACGUCAGUAUUACAAUGAAGGAAAUAUAGACUGA
Molecule: messenger RNA, 912 nt
Organism: Carica papaya (papaya)
Lineage: Eukaryota; Viridiplantae; Streptophyta; Magnoliopsida; Brassicales; Caricaceae
Source: RefSeq, a predicted model, not a curated record